UUGGCAUUGGUCUUGGCCGCAGUGUUUUCCGUCAUUCUUUACCGUAUUGUGAUGUCAGCCAUUUUGUACGGUAACAAGGAGGACAUCAUCAAAACUCGGGCCAGCUUCAUCUCCUCCAUCACCGCGGCCUGUAUUAACUUAGUCAUCAUCAUCAUCCUCAACUUUUUCUAUCAAAAAGUGGCGUAUUUCCUCACAGAAUUAGAGCAACACAGGACCCUGACAGAGUGGGAGGAUGCCUUCACCUUCAAAAUGUUCCUCUUCCAAUUUGUCAACUUCUACUCUUCCAUAUUUUACAUUGCCUUCUUCAAAGGAAAAUUUGUGGGAAGGCCUGGAGAUUAUAAUCGCAGUUUGAUAAACAGUAGACAAGAGGAGUGUGACCCCUCAGGUUGCCUGAUUGAGCUCUGUAUACAGCUGGGCAUCGUCAUGGUGGGAAAACAAAUCAUUAACAAUCUUAAGGAGAUUGUCAUACCUAAGGUGAUGGUAUGGUUCCGAUCACGUCAGUCCUUGAAGGAGAAGUCAGAAGAGAAGGUGUACUCCCGCUGGGAACAGGAUUAUAACCUGGCCAACAUGCCAGCUCUGGGACUGUUUGAUGAAUACUUAGAAAUGGUGAUUCAGUAUGGCUUUGUGACAAUUUUUGUGGCUGCUUUUCCUCUAGCACCUCUGUUUGCACUCAUUAACAACAUUAUAGAGAUCCGAGUGGAUGCUUACAAGUUCACCACACAGUGGAAGAGACCCUUAGCUGAACGAGCUCAAGAUAUAGGUAUUUGGUUUGGAAUCUUACGAGGAAUCUCAGCUAUAGCAGUGGUUUCUAAUGCUGCGAUCAUUGCGUUUACAUCGGAGUUUAUCCCUAAGUUGGUCUAUUAUUAUGGCUACAGUAAUCAAACACUGUCAGGGUACACCAACUUCAGUCUGUCCGUGUUUAAGGUGCAGUACUUCCAGGACCAAAGUAUCCCCGAUGACAAGAAAAUGGAUGUGUUUGGCAACGUUACUGAAUGCAGGUACCGAGGAUUUUUUGCUGAAGACCCCGGCAUGCCUGGAGACUAUGACUUCACUAUGGCGUAUUGGCACAUCAUUGCAGCUAAACUGGCUUUUGUUGUUGUUUUUGAGAAUUUAGUGGUGUUUUGUACGUGGCUUGUGAUGUACCUAAUUCCCGACAUGCCUUUCAAAGUUAAGUUACAGAUGCUCAGAGAAAACUUUUUGGCCAAGGAGGCUUUGUAUAAUGCUGACACAAUCCAGAAACAGAGAGAAGAUCGUGCAAAGCAGGAGCAUUGAAGUGGUGCAAUUAUACAUUGAAUAUUUAUAUUUAUGUUCUACUUAAAAUCAUAUACAUGUAGUUUAUAUUUAAGUCUAUAUUAUAUACCAUGACCAAAUUGUUCGAAAAAAAGCUGUAUUCUCUGUGUAGGCAUUUAUAAUGUAGCAUUCUCAUUGGGUUUUGAUUUUUUUUAACAGUUUUUUUUUGUUUAAUUUUUUUUUGCCUGAGACAAAUUAUUUUUGUCUAUAUUGAACAAUUUCAUGUUUUGAAAGAAACUUUAUAACUACUGCUGGUCAAUAUUUUUGAAGUUGCUGAGCAAAUG
Molecule: messenger RNA, 1574 nt
Organism: Saccostrea cuccullata (small rock oyster)
Lineage: Eukaryota; Metazoa; Mollusca; Bivalvia; Ostreida; Ostreidae
Product: anoctamin-4-like
Exons: 11
Biological process (GO): chloride transmembrane transport
Cellular component (GO): plasma membrane
Molecular function (GO): chloride channel activity
Source: RefSeq, a predicted model, not a curated record